AUGGCGGCUGAGCCUCCACUUCACCUACCUAGAUCUGUUCGACUUUCAAAGCCAAAGUUCCUCAAGGACCAGUUUGACACCAUCGAUUUAUCCGACAACGAGAUUGUGAAGCUCGAAAACUUUCCCUCCUUAAAUCGCCUAGGAACUUUGUUUCUGAAUAACAACAUAAUUACUCGCAUCAAUCCCAAUCUUGGAGAAUUUUUGCCCAAACUGCACACUUUGGUACUCACUAACAAUAGGCUAACGAACCUGGUUGAAAUCGAUCCUCUUGCAUCUCUCCCGAAGCUGCAGUUUCUCAGUCUGCUUGACAACAACAUCACGAAGAAACCUAAUUAUCAGUUAUAUGUUAUCCACAAGUUGAAGUCUCUGCGCGUUCUAGAUUUCAGGAAAGUCAAACAGAAGCUUGGCAGUAAUGGAUCCAAUUUGAUCGAGGAAGAACAUGAGUCACAUACUAUAUCUGCUUGGAAAGAAGCAAAGUCUUAUCUGAAUAGUCAAAUUGGUGGGCAAGGAGGUUCCAGCCAGCUUGUGCAAGUAUUUGCGGGUUCUUUAAACAUUCCCCAAGCUCAUUGCCAAUACUUCAGUUUCCAAUCUAUGCAAUUCCGUUGGGGACGUGGGUUCCGAAAAUUGGGGAGGCCAAUCGACAGCCACUGGCAAUGUUGA
Molecule: messenger RNA, 660 nt
Organism: Striga hermonthica
Lineage: Eukaryota; Viridiplantae; Streptophyta; Magnoliopsida; Lamiales; Orobanchaceae
Source: the annotation of a GenBank genome assembly